AUACAGAAAUCAAUGAAUUUUCUGCGGCGGCCUUACAACAGAAAAGAAACUUGGUUAGAUCACAACUCACAGAUGCCAUCAAAGAUUCCUGCCUGCCAAAGAUGCUCUGUGAAAUGGCAUCAAAACCAGAGUUCAUGUUAACAGAGAAAGAAAAGGAUUUAUUACAAUUAAUCAGAUCUUCAACAAUGUCACUGACUAUGAAUGGAGCUCCUAGCAAAUGGCAUUUUGCUGCACACAUGGGUGAACUACUACGUUAUACGGGCGAUAACCUGAGCGGUCCAAUGGGUUGCGCUAAUUUAUGGCCAAACUGUCCAAUUAGCUCAAAGAAAUUAAUGCAACUCUCCUAUAAAGUUAAAAUAUAGUUUUAAGAGUACGUGAUAAUAAAGUGUGAUGGAAUUCAUUCCGUAUAAAUCUUAGUAAUACUUAAAAUAGUAUAGAAAGUAUGUUAGUUUAUUAAGUGAAAAUAAUUUAAUUUAUAGAUAUAUUUUUUAAUUGAACAUAAAAACAAAUGGUUUAUUAAAA
Messenger RNA from Teleopsis dalmanni, 522 nucleotides. RefSeq lists its product as uncharacterized. The record is from RefSeq and is a predicted model, not a curated record. NCBI's taxonomy places the organism in Eukaryota, Metazoa, Arthropoda, Insecta, Diptera, Diopsidae.